ACUUCUUCCCUUGUACUAUUCAGAUAAUAGAAAAAUGGCCAGCGGGUUUACACCAGUUAAAAUCAUACUUCUGGUGACGCUUCUGCUUGCAGUAGUGCUGUCCAUUAUAUCCUUGUGUGUCCACGAUCUUGACUGGAGCAAAAGAAACACGAGAGGGCAAGUUUCGAUUGCGUUCAAUAUCAUUGGAUUGCUGCUUAUGGCUACAUCGGCAAUACUAUUCCUUAUUCAAUUCUUUGCCUGCCAGUCCAAAUACAAUCUGUUUAUGAUUCUGGUGGUCGUGUUCGCUGUAAUUGCUUUGAUUUCUUUCAGUAUUGCUACCGGAACAUAUUACCAUCCAAUCGUUCCAGUUUACGGGGCCUGGGUUUUGUCAGCCGUGUGGGACAGUGUUUUGGCAGUUGUGGUCGCAAUUAUCUUCUUGGUUAUGGGCAGCUAACGGAAUCCGUCUGUUCAGUUGACAUAAGCGAGGACUUGUGUGCUUUGGUUUAGAGAAGAGCAUAAAUGAAACCACAUUACCAUGUCCCCCAUACGUUUAUUGUGUAGAUCGGUCAGUCCAUCCCAAACUUACUGUGUGUCAUUUGGCCAUGGAUUUUCGUUGUCUCUGCCAAUAGAUUUCAUUUGAAUUAUGUUUCCCGCCUCAGAUUUAGCAGUGAACUUAAAUACACAGUACAAAU
Opisthorchis viverrini is the source of this 671-nucleotide messenger RNA. RefSeq lists its product as hypothetical. Lineage: Eukaryota; Metazoa; Platyhelminthes; Trematoda; Opisthorchiida; Opisthorchiidae. The transcript is spliced from 3 exons. The record is from RefSeq and is a predicted model, not a curated record. Bases 35 to 433 code for a protein of 132 amino acids.